This is a messenger RNA of Arachis stenosperma, 1126 nucleotides long. RefSeq lists its product as uncharacterized. The transcript is spliced from 5 exons. Lineage: Eukaryota; Viridiplantae; Streptophyta; Magnoliopsida; Fabales; Fabaceae. The record is from RefSeq and is a predicted model, not a curated record. Bases 252 to 659 code for a protein of 135 amino acids. Gene Ontology annotation, cellular component: nucleus; cytoplasm.
GUACGCGGCACGCCGAUACACACAGCAACACCACGACAACACCACCACUCAAACUCCAUAUUCCCCCGCCCCCCCAAAAACAAUACCCCCCUCUCCACAAAAAAAAAAAAAAAAAAAAACUUACACUGAACUGAACAUACGUGCACAUUUCUCCAAAAUCUUUGUAAAAGUCUUAUCUAUUCCCCUCCAAGACCUGGGAACUUUCUGAGAGCCUUAUCCUGAAAAACACUUCUUCUUCUUCUUCUUCAGCCAUGAUGUGGGAAUGGGAAGAAUUAGACGACGCCGUUCCGCAAAACGACCAGCCUGAUACCGAUUUCUACCUCAACUUCGAUCUCUUCUCUGCUCUCUCUAAGCCCAAGGAUUAUUAUAAGAUAUUGGAAGUGGAUUAUGAUGCUACGGAUGAUGCUAUUCGUUCUAAUUACAUUCGUCUAGCUCUGAAAUGGCACCCAGACAAGCAGAAAGACCAAGGUGCUGCCACCACGCGGUUCCAAGAGAUAAACGAGGCUUAUCAGGUUUUGAGUGAUCCUGUAAAGAGGAGAGAAUAUGACAGGAACGGGAUGCUUUACGCUUACGAUUAUGAUAUCAUUGAUUAUCUUAACCGCUACAAGGGCCUUAUAUUGACUUGCAACGGCCUUGGAAUGAAGCAUUCUAUAUGGUAAACUGAACCAAAUACCAAAGAUAUCUCCUUCCAGUGCAUUUAGGACAGUUUUUUUGAAGUACCUGGCACUGCAUGCCAUGCCAUGCUCCUGGAAUCCAGCCACAUGCUCGAGUUGUGGUGUCCUACAGGGCUAGUUUGAUUUCAUGCUUUAUGUCAAAAAGAAAAAAGAGCAACAGAAGUUAGAUAUCUAUAUCUUGUAGCAUCAAAUGCUCGCCCUCCUUGUACAUGCUUUACUGUGUAUGUGUUAAAUGACUUAAUGGUAGAUUUAGUGACUUAAUGUAGCAGAAAUAUAAAAAGCAAUGUUCUGAAAACCGGUUCGAACCGGCCGGUUGAACCGUGAACCAACAAGAAAAACGGUUCGGACAAAUAGUAUAACUGCUCAUUUUAAAAACUGGAAUUUAACCGUCGGGCCGGCUGGGAACCGGUCGAUCGGACCGAACCGGGACCCGACCGGUUUUCACAUUUCAA